AUGAACUUUAGCACAAACGCCCGUUGCGGCAGUCACACUAGCAAAGAAAACAUUCCAGCUUCAAGCAAAAUAGAUGCACCGCAGGUCCAGCGAGCCAAGCAGCGGAAAGUCCUCGGGGUGUUGUCAGAAAAUGAUCAGCGUGGUCGAUCGCUCAGCCAGGGAAGCCAAUUUUCCAAACCCAGUUCAAUCUCAGACAGCUCCCAGCUCACCUUCCUUGGCUGUUCCUCCACUUCCAACUAUGACGUGUAUGUUGAGGAGGCUUGUGAAGUUGUUCUUGCGGUUUCCGGUCAAGAAGUGAUCUCAGACAGCUACUACCGAGAUGCUGACACUGCUGCACUGCAACAUGAAGACUUGAGACUCCUGCUGGAACUGAGUUCAAGUUCAUGCCAGGAUGCUUCUAUGCAAUCUGUAGCAGAUACAUCCUUGAUGUCAGAGGAGGUGCUUUGUGUUUCAGAGUAUGCAGAGGACAUUCACCUGCACAUGAGGGAGAGUGAAAUGAGGACCAGGCCGAAGCCAGGCUACUUAGAAAGACAUCCAGAGAUCACCAACGGCAUGCGGGUCAUCCUGGUGGACUGGAUGGUGGAAGUAGUCCAGGAGUACAAGCUUCGUUCUGAAACUCUGCAUCUAGCUGUCAACUAUUUGGACCGCUUCCUCUCCUGCACAGAAUACGUGAAACGGGCCAAGCUGCAGCUGGUCGGCACAGCUGCAUUGCUGAUUGCUGCAAAAUAUGAGGAGAUCUUCCCUCCGGAGCUGAACGAGUUUGUGUAUACCACAGACAACACCUACACUAAGAAGCAACUGGUCCGGAUGGAGCAUGUUUUCCUAAGAGUGCUGGCUUUCAAGAUGGUAGCCCCCACCACAAACCAGUUCCUACGCCUUUUCAUGUCCAUCCACUCUGUCUGUGCCUACACAGAGAACCUUGCCCUUUAUGUAGCAGAGUUAAGCCUGCUGGAAAUUGAUCCAUUCCUACAGUACACCCCAUCUAUCGUGGCAGCUGGAGCCUACUGCCUAGCCACUUACACUGUAAACAAAUUUCUCUGGCCUGAUUCCUUACAUGCCUUUACUGGCUAUCCCACGGCUACAAUUGUGCCAUGUGUGACUGACCUCCACAAGCUAUACAUGAGUGCAGAGAAUCACCCACAACAGGCCAUCAGGGAAAAAUAUAAAACUUCAAAGUAUUGUGGCGUUUCAUUGAUCACUGCACCUGCUGUUCUGCCUUUCCUAUGA
This is a messenger RNA of Cyclopterus lumpus (lumpfish), 1227 nucleotides long. It is a transcript of the gene ccna1, whose product is annotated as cyclin A1. Bases 1 to 1227 code for a protein of 408 amino acids. NCBI's taxonomy places the organism in Eukaryota, Metazoa, Chordata, Actinopteri, Perciformes, Cyclopteridae. The record is from RefSeq and is a predicted model, not a curated record. Gene Ontology annotation, cellular component: nucleus; cyclin A2-CDK2 complex; cytoplasm. Gene Ontology annotation, biological process: regulation of cyclin-dependent protein serine/threonine kinase activity; mitotic cell cycle phase transition. The transcript has 8 exons. Gene Ontology annotation, molecular function: cyclin-dependent protein serine/threonine kinase regulator activity.